UGAACCAGCACACCAGCGGCUACCUAGUGUACAAGUUAACAGUUUACCGAUUUUCUCGAAAUUUCAGAGGCUUUUUAUGUCCUGUCGCUCAAUGGGGUUCUAUCCAAAAAUUACUGAACAUUCGAACAUCCAUUUGUUAGUUUGGCCGCAGAUAUAGUGAUAAAAUAUUGGAUCUGACAACGUUGCUUCGCUGCGUCACGAUUAUCGAUUAGCUGCCGACCAAUCCCAAACGCCCAUUCUCUGUUUGAAAUUGAUGCAGGCGGCUGGCGGUUGACAGUGUCGUGGUGACUUGAGUUUUACUGGCAAUUUUUGAGCUUUUUAUUAGUUUAUAUACAAAUUUUGUGACUGGAAAGGCAUCAUGGCUGCUAUAAGACAAGCAACAAUCCAAGAAACUAAAGAAAACCUCCACUCCAAGGGGCUUAUAAAACCACAGGUCAAAAUGCACACAGCUUCACAAAGAACUGCGUUGACUGGCCUGUCUAUAAAUACCCAAGCUACAGCCCAUGUAAACAAGGACUUGAAAAAGUGUGACAAUUUCGCACAUGGUCUUAAAGAGGCACAAGUCGUCAAAAAGGAAACAAAGCCUGAGCCAAAAGUAGUCAUACUGAAGAAAGAAGAGAACAAAGUUUCUCAAUUGCCAGGUCACAGAGUAUCUCAAAUACCAGCCCUGAGUCAGAAGAAGACAGGCACACCAGUCGAAGAUCCUGAUAGGUCUAACAAAGAUGAUCCUCUACAAGUAACCGAGUACCUGACAGAAAUCUUCGCCCAUUUGCGAGACUUAGAAACGAAAUACGCAAUUCGCGAGGAUUUUCUAGAGAAUCACAGGACCACGCCGAACAUGCGUUCGGUUCUAGUGAACUGGCUGGUGGAGAUACAUGCAGAUUUUGAGCAGAAGCCAGAAACAUUGUACCUCUGCAUCUCAAUCGUUGAUAGGUACCUGCAGAUCAACACACUUGUAGGGAGAAGCACAUUGCAGCUUGUGGGCACAUCAGCUUUACUUAUAGCAUCCAAAUACGAAGAAAUGUAUCUGCCCUCCCUUUCCGACUUCGAAUAUAUAUGCGACGGUGCUUUCACCUCCAGACAGAUCCUCCAAAUGGAGAUAGACAUUUUAAAAAGACUGGAAUUUAACCUUGGCUACCCUCCCGCGAUACAGUUUCUCAAACGUUAUAGCAAAGUGAUUCGCGCAAAGGCUGAGCACUACGCUUUAUCGAAGUAUUUCUUGGAACUUGCACUUCUGGAGCACACCAUGAGCGCGGUGAAACCUUCGCUGUUAGCAGCCGCGGCUUGCUGCUUGGCCAAAGGGGUCAUGGAGGAAGUCAUGGAGUUGCCGAAGAUCUGGUCGCCGGCCAUGGUGCAUUACACUACAUACCAGUACAAAGAUUUCAGGAAUGCGAUGAUAGAGCUAGCGAGCAUUGUGGCCAAAGUGGACAGCUCCUUGUUCACGCAAGUUAAGAAAAAGUACUCUGCGACAGCUUACAUGAAGAUCAGUCAGAUUUCACAGUUGAAUGGCCCGCUGAUUAGAAAGUUGGCGGGUACAAAAAAAUGACGCGAAGUGAAUUUUAUCUGUUUUAUUUUAUACUCGUGGUGUAUUUUGUAUCUGUAUUUUAUCCUUUUAUUUGUAUAUUGUAGUCGACGAUAUUUUAUAGAGUCGUUUUUGUAUUAAGUAAAACUUCUUAAUUUAGACAAAUUGUUUUGACAUCUCGAGGUGGAAGCUGUGAUAACUUUUAUAGCUAUGAAUCAACAGAAAACUGAGCUGUUUCGACGUAAUUGAGUGGAAAAUGUACUGAUUAGCAAAUAACAUAAUCGAUCUAGAUACAAUAAAAAGUUUGUUUUAGGUAAUACUUAUUUUGUAGCAAAACUGAAUCAGAUAUGAUAAAUAAAAAUCAAAAUGUUCAUUUCAGUGUUAAUUAAAUUAUAUCCCAAA
Messenger RNA from Acanthoscelides obtectus, 1924 nucleotides. The record is from the annotation of a GenBank genome assembly. NCBI's taxonomy places the organism in Eukaryota, Metazoa, Arthropoda, Insecta, Coleoptera, Chrysomelidae.